AUGGCUGCAACCAUGAACAACAAGUCGAUUCCAGCGACGAAAUACAAUUUCGCACUUGUAUUCUUCGUGGCUCUUGGCUCUUUCACCUAUGGCUUCAACGCCUCCAUCAUGGGCACUGUCUUCGGCCUUGCCCCUUUCUUCUCCUACUUCGGUCUCAACCUCACCGGCCCCGGUGCAGACUAUGCCAACUCAAUGAUCGGCGCUACGAAUGGCCUUUUCUCGGCUGGAGGUAUCAUCGGCUGCCUCCUUAUGACGAAACUCGCCGACAGAUUUGGACGAAAGAGGACUAUCCAGGGGAUCUGCGCUGUUUGUGUUGUUUCGGUCAUAUUCCAGGCUGCUGCUGUACAUAUUGCUAUGUUGCUUGUGGGCAGGUUCCUCAAUGGUCUUGGGUCCGGCAUGAUGAAUGUGAUCAUCCCUCUGUAUCAGUCAGAAGUUGCUCCGCCACACAUCCGUGGCCGCAUGGUCGGAGCUCAUGGUUUCUGUCUCGUUCUCGGCUAUAACUUUGCCGCCUGGACCGGACUCGGGUGCUACUUCGCGACCAAUCCUCAAUUGCAGUGGCGGCUCUGUCUUGCUCUUCCUGCUGUUGCUCCCGGUAUCCUUGGCCUUGGAUCAUCGUUCAUUCCAGAAUCUCCCAGAUGGCUCGUAACGCAAGACCGUGGGACCGAGGCCCUCGAUAUCCUCACCAAGCUUCAUCAUCAGCCAGGCGACUCGAACAAUGAAGCGGCCCAGUCUGAGUGCCACGCUAUUAAAACCCAGUUGAUGUCUGAGUCAAGUGAGCCCAAGUCGUUUUUCGGCAUCAUGAAAAAGCCCUCCUAUCGCAAGCGACUCCUCAUUGGCAUAUUUGUGCAGUGCAUUGCCCAAUCUACUGGAGUUCUUGUAAUCAACAACUACCAGGUACUUCUGUACAACGGCCUCGGUCUAACGGGUUACCUCCCACUUCUCCUCUACGGAGUGUAUACAGCUUGGGCGGCUUUGCUCAACUGGGUAGGCGCUAUGUUUGUUGAUAAGUUUGGUAGAAUUCUUAUGCUUACUGUUGGACUUGUUGGAUGUGCACUAAUGGUAGCUGGCGAGGCAGCCAUCGUCGCUGUUGCAGCCGAGAACAAGAACAACCACGCCAUCAACGCAGCCGGUGUAUUCUUCCUGUUCGUCUUUGUUACUUUCUAUGCCACAUGCAUCGAUGCCAUCAGCUACAUAUACUGCACCGAGAUCUUUCCCACUUCCAUCCGAGCCAAGGGCGUGAGCUACUCCGUCAUUGGCCUGUUCAUCAUGACUCUGAUAUAUACGCAGCCUGCACCUAUCGCCUUCGCUCAGGUCGGGUGGAAGUACUAUCUUGUGUUUGUCAUUGUGCCCCUUCUUGGUGCCCCUGUUGUUUAUUUUAUGUUUCCUGAGACUAAAGGUCUUUCAUUGGAGGAGAUUGGAACUCUCUUUGAUGACGGGAAUGAGGCUUCAACUGUUGAGGUUCGAGAGGAUGUUGCCGAGAAGCUCGAUUGCUUUUGA
Messenger RNA from Fusarium mangiferae, 1497 nucleotides. RefSeq lists its product as uncharacterized. Gene Ontology annotation, biological process: carbohydrate transport; transmembrane transport. Gene Ontology annotation, molecular function: carbohydrate:proton symporter activity. Lineage: Eukaryota; Fungi; Ascomycota; Sordariomycetes; Hypocreales; Nectriaceae. The transcript is spliced from 8 exons. The coding region runs from base 1 to 1497 and encodes 498 amino acids. Gene Ontology annotation, cellular component: membrane. The record is from RefSeq and is a predicted model, not a curated record.